Molecule: messenger RNA, 1182 nt
Organism: Glarea lozoyensis ATCC 20868
Lineage: Eukaryota; Fungi; Ascomycota; Leotiomycetes; Helotiales; Helotiaceae
Product: Zn2/Cys6 DNA-binding protein
Exons: 3
Coding region: 1-1182 (393 amino acids)
Biological process (GO): regulation of DNA-templated transcription
Molecular function (GO): DNA-binding transcription factor activity, RNA polymerase II-specific; zinc ion binding
Source: RefSeq, a predicted model, not a curated record
AUGUCUCCUCUACUCACACCUCCAACGGAGGAUCAGAAACCAACUCCGCAUGUCUCGAGGAAGCCUUCAAAACUUACUAAACAUUCAAGUCGGAGUUCAAAAAGAACAACCAUAUCACAUGAAAAUGGUCCCGCUCCUAUAGACGGUCGACAUAAGAGAGUUUGGAAAGCUUGCGAACGGUGUCGCAUGAAAAAGACAAAGUGUGACGGAGAAUCGCCUUGUAAGAGAUGUAAAGACGAUGGGUUGGUGUGUACAGCAGGAAGCAGGAAAAAGACCGAAUUCAAGCAACUACCACGAGGGUAUGCCGAAGUAUUAGAAAACACGCAAUACGCUUUAAUUGCGACGGUUCAAAAAUUGUAUACGAUGUUACGCAACAACGAGUCUUGGGAGCUUGGGGAACCAGAGAUGAACGAGCGAGGACAUCCUGUUAUUCACGACAUAGCUUCGAAGCUUGGUUGUAUACGCCCAUCGCCGGACUUACCAUAUUCAUUUCCAGAAGGAGAGCAGGAUUUCGCAGAUUUACAGGCGCAGCUGCAAGAAGCGCAGUCAGAUUUGACACCAGAAGAGGGAAGCAGUAGGAAACCAUCCACGGACGACUCCAGCUGUUCACCAGGUCUCGACAGGGCUGAGCGAGCAAGCAGUACAGAAAGCGAUCAUUCAAACAUGUCAAAGGAAUAUAAUCAGAUGAUGAUGUCUCAGGCAAACUCAGCAACAAGACCUUCUCUGGCCAGGAAGUCUAUGCCGGCUUCAAUUCGCACGAACCUGAACAACGCUCCUCAACGGUCUCCGUGGGAUGAUUCCAUGUAUCUUACACAGACUCCACUGGGACUAGGACCAGAUACUUCAAGAUCGAUUCCUUCUCCCGCGCAUACAAGUUUCACAUCCGAAGGGAGCUCUCCGUAUACGCAAUGGGCUACCCCCGAUGAUUUCCUCAAUAAAGAACACAUGCUGGUGCAAACGGGAGCCCAGUUAAUGCGACAGCAGCAGCUACCGCGACCUUCACCCCUCGGACCGUCGAACAUAUAUGCAAAUUCGUCGGGUCUUUAUUCACCAGGGUUCGACGGCAACACAAUUCGGCCGAAUAUGUUGGAUUUCAACCCAGACUACGAGGAUGUUUAUCCGAUGGAUAUGGACAUUAACAUGAUCUAUGGGGACUACGAUAACCGAAGGACUGUUCCUUAG